Molecule: messenger RNA, 1173 nt
Organism: Penicillium salamii
Lineage: Eukaryota; Fungi; Ascomycota; Eurotiomycetes; Eurotiales; Aspergillaceae
Source: the annotation of a GenBank genome assembly
AUGGUGACCAAAGCAGCGUCCGUGUCAAACUCAUCAUGGAAGACCAUUAGCAAGUGGAUCGCGAACAUAAGCAUAAACCCGACCCUGGCCCAGGGUGCCCACACUCGACGCCCGCACACGGCACGGCCAUACCACGCGGCAGUUUGGCCUUCCUACGGCAUCACCACCCCGGUACCUCAUCAGCCUCUGGUGCGCCCACGGUCACCCUUUCGCUUCGAGACCGGCUACGCUCUAUGUGCCAAACGGCCCUCGCGACCGUUCCCUCCACCCUUCUUGUCCCCACCGUCAACGUCCUUUUCGGACCCCUUGACAACGCACGGCCUAAGCCAGGAUAAGAGAUUAUCCGUCAAGGGCGAGCUAGUGCGAGGCUUGAAUAAUGGAGACGACGCCAUCAUCGUCGCGGAGAACUUUAUCGGCGUUGACGACGGCGUAGGCGCCUGGGCUACGAAACCGCACGGACAUGCUGCUCUGUGGUCUAGACUCCUUUUACACUUCUGGGCCCUCGAGGUCGAGCGACAUGACCAUGACCACACUCUCGAUCCGGUCGAAUACCUCCAGUCUGCGUACGAGGAAACACUGCGAGCAACCACAUCUCCGACCGAGUGGCUAGGGACCACCACCUCCGCGACCGCGAUAUUACACCACACCGAACAAGACGGCAAGCAGAGACCACUCCUGUACGUGACCAACCUAGGCGACUGCAAGAUCAUGGUGAUCCGGCCCACCGAGGAGAAGGUCAUUUUCCGCACCGCAGAGCAGUGGCACUGGUUCGAUUGCCCCAUGCAGCUUGGGACGAACAGUAUCGACACACCCAGAAAAGAUGCGGUCUUGUCCAAAAUUGCAUUACAGGAAGACGACAUUAUCUUAGCUCUCUCUGACGGGGUUAUGGAUAACCUCUGGGAGCAUGAGGUGUUAAAAAUCAUAAUGGAUAGUACCAACAAAUGGGAGGAGGGCCGUGUCUCCCAUGAGGAUGUUCCGAAUUCCAGGCAAUCCGAGGAACGCAAUGUCUUCAUUGCUCGUGAGCUCUUAAAUGCUGCUCUGACGAUUGCCCAAGAUCCAUUUGCGGAAAGUCCAUUCAUGGAGAAGGCUAUUGAUGAGGGUCUUGCUAUCGAAGGGGGUAAGAUGGAUGAUAUUUCCGUCGUGGUUGCGUCUUGCAAGAGGCGCGCCGGUUGA